CAAUCAUGUUGUCCACAUUAGCACGCACAUCGAGACUCCAGGCCUCAAGGUCUUCGCGCGCCGCCUUCUCAACCCUGAGACCGCUUCGCCAACAACCGACCUACCAACCACCCACACCUUCAGAACCAGAAAACCCGCAUUCUUUCGGCCGUCCAAUCGCAAAAGUCUUUCUUAUGGCUCUCUUCACAUAUCAAGUGAUACACUAUGGCUGGCUAAAAUUGGAAGCUAUGGAGGAAAAGGAGGAAAAGACUGCUGAGCUGCAAGGUCUGGAAGGUCAAUUGAGAGAAAUGACGAAAAAGCUUGAGGAACAUGACAUGGAA
This is a messenger RNA of Aureobasidium musti, 320 nucleotides long. NCBI's taxonomy places the organism in Eukaryota, Fungi, Ascomycota, Dothideomycetes, Dothideales, Saccotheciaceae. The record is from the annotation of a GenBank genome assembly.